CACACCAAGAAUUGGGAGAGGGGGUCAUAUAAGUACUAUUUCUUAGCUUUUUGGUUGUUGGAUAACCCCCAAUUCUUUGUUUCAAAGCUCUUAUAUUUUGAUUCUCUCUCUUCUGGGUUUGGUCAAGAUUUUAAUUUUCAUUUCUGGGUUAGGCUUCAAUUACUGCUUUGGUGCUUAUAUUAGAUUCAAUUCAAGGACAUACAAAAUUUUGGUUUUUAAGGUUCUGUUGGUUGGAAAUUUGGAUCUACCUUUUGGUCUAGAAGAUUUGGAAGAUUCUCCCUUUUUAUCGAUUUCAAAACAGUGCAAAGUUUGUAUAUUUUUGCAGACAGAUCUCCUGAAGCGUGCUCAAGCUAGGUUUUAGCUUGUAAGGUGGCUUAAAUUUUCUGUAUACAGUUGAAUCUUUGAGAAUUUUGGGUUAUUUAAAAGAUGACAAUUGGGGAUAUAACACCAAAGAAGGAGAGGAAGUCAAGGAGGAGCAAACAUGUUGUUGAUGAUACAGCUCCCUUGUUACCUAAACGACAAGAUGAAGAUGCUGGUUAUGAUGAAUUUAAUGGAGCUUCUUUUACUGGGGCGGUGUUUAACUUAUCAACAACAAUUGUUGGUGCUGGGAUCAUGGCCUUGCCUGCUACAAUGAAAGUUCUGGGACUGAUUCUUGGGAUAGCUAUGAUCAUCUUUAUGGCAUUCUUAACUGAUGCCUCGAUUGAGUUCUUGCUUAGGUUUAGUAGGGCUGGAAAAACUACUUCUUAUGGAAGUCUUAUGGGGGAUGCAUUUGGAAAGUAUGGAAGAAUCUUUCUGCAAAUCUGUGUUUUAGUUAACAACAUUGGUGUUCUCAUUGUGUACAUGAUUAUUAUUGGUGAUGUGCUUUCUGGAACAUCAUCUAGUGGAGUUCACCAUGCUGGUGUCCUUGAAGGGUGGUUCGGAGAACACUGGUGGGAUGGGCGUACCUUUGUCCUUAUUGUCACUACACUGGGCAUCUUCUCUCCAUUGGCAUGUUUCAAACGGAUCGAUUCCUUAAGAUUUACAUCUGCCUUAUCAGUUGCUCUGGCAGUUGUGUUUCUUGUUAUUACCGUAGGAAUAGCCAUUAUCAAGUUAAUAAGUGGAACUAUAAUGAUGCCUAGAUUGCUACCUGAUGUCACCGAUUUGACCUCAUUCUGGAGACUCUUCACUGUAGUCCCUGUUUUAGUCACGGCAUAUAUCUGCCACUACAAUGUUCACAGCAUAGAUAAUGAACUAGAAGACUCUACCCAGAUAAAACCAGUUGUGCGUACGGCACUUGCUUUAUGCUCAACUGUUUACAUAAUGACAAGCUUUUUCGGCUUCCUUCUAUUUGGUGAUUCGACAUUGGACGAUGUGCUAUCCAACUUCGAUACUGACCUUGGCAUUCCUUAUGGCUCCCUGCUUAAUGACGCUGUCCGUGUUAGCUAUGCUGCUCACCUCAUGCUUGUAUUUCCCAUCGUCUUCUACCCGUUGCGACUCAACAUGGAUGGUCUCCUAUUCCCAUCUGCAAGGCCGCUAGCUCUGUCUAAUAUGAGGUUUGCUUUCACUACUGUUGGACUCAUCACACUUAUCUUCUUGGGUGCAAAUUUCAUCCCCAGCAUCUGGGAUGCAUUCCAAUUCACUGGAGCAACUGCUGCGGUCUGCCUUGGUUUCAUUUUUCCUGCUGCUGUUACUCUUAGGGAUCGCCACUCUAUAGCAACAAAGAAGGACAAAAUCUUAGCUAUUUUCAUGAUUGUGCUUGCUGUAUUCUCGAAUGUGGUUGCUGUGUAUAGCGAUGCCUAUGCUAUGUUUAAGAAGAAUUCAGUAACAGAACGCACAGCAUGAUCUCUCUGGAGAAGAGAGAUGGUCAUGUGUCCUUUGAAGAUUACCUUAUUUAUGGCAUCAUUGGAGGUGUAACUCGAAAAUCUGGGUUUUCAAAUGAGGUUUGAUAAGCUAUUUAAUAAGAUGAUGAAGUUGAAGAUGACGAUGAACCUUUUCUUCCAAUGUAAGAAGUUGGAUCGUUGUGCAAGUGAAUGAAGUUUCAUAUAUUUUCCCAUUGUAUCGUUUCCAUUAUUGUACUUCUUCAUGCUUAAUUCGAAUCAUGUUGUAGACAUUAAAAUCUUGUAAAAUUGCAAAUGAAAUCUUCCUGUUUGUUUAUGCUUAAGAUAUUAAA
Molecule: messenger RNA, 2149 nt
Organism: Gossypium arboreum
Lineage: Eukaryota; Viridiplantae; Streptophyta; Magnoliopsida; Malvales; Malvaceae
Product: amino acid transporter AVT6A
Exons: 7
Coding region: 427-1821 (464 amino acids)
Biological process (GO): amino acid transmembrane transport
Molecular function (GO): amino acid transmembrane transporter activity
Source: RefSeq, a predicted model, not a curated record